Molecule: messenger RNA, 480 nt
Organism: Selaginella moellendorffii
Lineage: Eukaryota; Viridiplantae; Streptophyta; Lycopodiopsida; Selaginellales; Selaginellaceae
Exons: 2
Coding region: 32-430 (132 amino acids)
Molecular function (GO): protein binding
Source: RefSeq, a predicted model, not a curated record
UCAUGGCGCGCGCAACCUUAACAGCUGGCCGAUGCGGGACGUGAGCCUCCACCUCUCAGCGCAGCCGCUGCCGGAAGGCUGGGAGCAAUGCUUGGAUCUCAAGGCGGGAGAGAUGUACUACUUCAAUAAGGCGCUUGGGCUUCGAACCAGGGAUGACCCACGUAAGGGAUUCGACUGGAGCAGCAGCAACAGCAGCCAUCCCCUCGCGGCCGCCAAGGGCAUGGCGUCGCUCCUCGAGAUGAACAACACCUACAGGAUGGCCUUGGCGCAGCUGCAGCAGCAGCGGUAUCGAUAUCAUCAAGUCGUGCAGCGGCAUUUGGAUCUCAGCCGCAACCUGUCUUGCACCUGUGCCUCUUGCUCUUGGAAGCGCCAAUUUGGCCGCAAUCACCACGACGCCUCGGGUGCUAUGGUCCAGAGGAAGCGAGGGUGAUUGCAUGCUUGUUUUCCAAAUCAAUUGCGAACCCCACAACUUUGAGCAUU